Eurypyga helias (sunbittern) is the source of this 1542-nucleotide messenger RNA. RefSeq names its product butyrophilin subfamily 1 member A1-like. Gene Ontology annotation, molecular function: protein binding. The transcript has 11 exons. The coding region runs from base 1 to 1542 and encodes 513 amino acids. NCBI's taxonomy places the organism in Eukaryota, Metazoa, Chordata, Aves, Eurypygiformes, Eurypygidae. The record is from RefSeq and is a predicted model, not a curated record.
AUGCAGUUGUGUGUUUGCUUUGCUUACAGGGAAACGCUUAGCCCGGAUCGUCACCCCCUCCAGACGCACGGGGUGACGGCCGAGCAGCUCCUGCCCAGCCCGAGAAAGAGAUCGGGGCCUCCAGCUUUUGUCAUUUAUGGUUUGGUUCUCCAAGUCCACGAGCUGCAGUCAGCUCUUCUCAACGUGACGGGACCCUCUGGCCCCAUCACUGUGGCCAUGGGCAAGGACGUGGUGUUGCCCUGCUGCUUCUCCCCAGAGCAGAGCACGCAGGACAUUGAGGUGAACUGGUUUCGGGAAUACUUCUUGCCCUUUGUGCAUCGCUACAAGGGGGGCCAGGACCAGUAUGGGGAGCAGAUGCUUCAAUACCAAGGGCGCACCGAGCUGCUGAAGGACGGCCUCAGCAAGGGCAGAGUGGACUUGAAAAUUUUCCAUGUCCAACUGUCUGACAGAGGGAAUUACACCUGCUUUGUUCAGCAUGACUUGGAUUACAACGAGGCUGUGGUGGAGCUGCAGGUGACAGCCAGUGGUUCUGCUCCACUCCUCGUGCUGGAGCACUACCAGGACAGGGGGAUCCAGGUGGCCUGUCGCUCGGCCGGCUGGUACCCACAGCCCCAGGUGCUGUGGCAAGAUCCCCAUGGGCGGCAGCUGCCAUCCCUCUCAGAAAGCGUUACCCAGGACAAGAGCAGCCUCUUCACAGCGGAAAGCAGCAUCAUCCUCACCAGGGGCAUGAACCAGAAACUCUCCUGCACGGUCCGACAUGCCCUGCACAGCCAAGAACAGGGAGCAGCUUUAUACAUAUCAGAUCCCUUUUUCCAAAACGCCCAUCCAUGGAUGACUGCCCUCGGCGUGGUCCUGGUUGUUGUGGUCGCUCUCCUUAUGAUCACUAUUUAUCUAUUUAAAAUUAAAGGAAAGCAUGAGAAAAGAAUAGUGAUGCAAGAGGCAGCGCUACGGGACCGUGAUGCAGAAAUCGAGAAGCAAGCUGAAGAACUUGCAUGGAGAAGAUAUGCAGUCCCUAUAGAAGAAGUGAAGGUGGUUCUGGAUCCAGACACAGCCCACUGCGACCUUGUCCUGUCUGAUGACUGCAAAAGUGUGAAACGAGAAGACACACGGCAGGACAUCCCCGAUAUCCCCGAGAGAUUUAACCCGUGGCGUUGUGUGCUGGGCCGUGAAGGCUUCACCUCGGGGAGAUACUACUGGGAGGUGGAGGCGGUGGAUGGAGGAGGAUGGACCGUGGGGGUCUCUAGAGAAGAUGUGAAAAGGAAGGGCGAGAUUGAGUUUAAACCAGAGGAGGGCAUCUGGGCAGUGGGGCAGUGGGCAGGGCAUUUCCAAGCUCUCACAUUCCCUAAUCGAACUCUACUGCCUGAAAUCCAGACUCCCAAGCGGAUCCGGGUCUCUCUGGAUUAUGAAGAGGGACAGGUGUCAUUUUUCAGUGUCGAUGAGAAGAUUCCUAUCUUCACAUUUCAACUGGCAUCAUUUGAGGGGAUAAGAGUCCACCCUUGGGUCUGGCUGGGUCCUGGGACGUGGCUCAAAAUGUGGCCCUGA